Uranotaenia lowii is the source of this 1905-nucleotide messenger RNA. RefSeq lists its product as uncharacterized. The transcript has a single exon. Bases 1 to 1905 code for a protein of 634 amino acids. The record is from RefSeq and is a predicted model, not a curated record. Lineage: Eukaryota; Metazoa; Arthropoda; Insecta; Diptera; Culicidae.
AUGAAAAAGUACUACCUGGUAAGGCAGAAAUUGGAGGUGCUUUUGGAUGCUGCCGACAGUGACGGGGAGAAAGAAGAUACCAAGGAAUCAGAGGCAGCAAAGAAACGCAGGCUUCAGAGGCAGGCUGAAGAACGUGAGGCAAAAUUCGACGAAGAAACGCUGGAAAUGGAAGGGCAGUACUGCGCAUUGAAAGCAGCACUCUUGGCUCUACGUCCGAAGAAGAAUGAGUCGCUGAGUUCUUCUGGAUCAGGGGAAGGAACUGAAACCAUGUCACGCGUUAAGCUGCCUGACAUCAAGCUGCCAGGUUUCGACGGGAAGCUUCGUGAUUGGAUUCCGUUUCGAGACAUGUUCUUCAGCUUGAUUCACAACAACGAACGUCUCUCUGAUAUCGAUAAAUUUACGUAUCUACGAUCAGCAAUAAGUGGCGAAGCGCUUCAGGAGAUAAGUUCUAUCGAGUUGUCUUCUGAUAAUUACCAGGUAGCUUGCAACAUGCUUGAGAAAAGGUACGAAAACAAAAAGUUGAUCGUGAAGGCGUAUUUGGACGCACUGUUUGGUAUCGAACCUCUGAAGAAGGAAAGCGGUGAAGCUCUGAACCGCCUUGUCAGUGAUUUUGAUCGCAACAUACAGAUGCUGGGCAAGAUAGGCGAGGACACAGAGAAGUGGUCGACAAUGCUGGCAUACAUGGUUUGCGCUCGCCUAGAUUCGGUUACCCUUCGUCAGUGGGAGAGCCAUCACAACUCUAAGGACGUGCCGACAUACCAGAAAGUUAUGGACUUCCUAAGAGAUCAAGCGUUGGUUCUCCAAUCGAUAACGCCGAAUAGAACUGAAGACAUCGAAAGUCGUCGCUAUCGUACAACAGUUCACACCACAUCGAGAAUCCAGAACAACUGUGUGUUCUGUGGUAAUUCGUACCAUCCAGCAUCCACGUGCAGCAAGUUCAGAGCGAUGUCGGUGCCCCAGCGCUUCGGAGUAGUCAAGAUGAAGCGGCUCUGUAUCAAUUGUUUGGGUUCUGGUCAUUUUAUCGAUCGUUGUAGCAGAGGUCCAUGUCGUGAGUGCAACAGAAAACACCAUUCGAUGUUGCAUAACAGUUUUUCAAGUCAGAGCUCCGUUUCACAAAAUCAGUCGACAGUCAACAGUCAAUCGUAUCGGAAUAUUAAUCGCCCAGGACCUUCUGGUGAAGGUCAAGAACAAGAGUUGAUUAGACAGGAUCAACAAAGUCAGGCUUCGUACACAAAUCCUCAAGCACAAGAGAAUUCCACUAAUUCCUACCCCAUAAUACAAACACGCAUUCGCCACACUCUACCACAACACACCACAGACAAUUCUUUUACUUUUAAUGCGGCACCAAGGCCGAAAAGCGCUAAAUUUCGUUCGCCUCGAGUUUUGAUGUCAACCGCUGUAGUGCGUGUUGAAGAUCGUUUUGGUAAUCAUUCGUUUGCGAGAACACUGUUGGAUUCGUGUUCUGAAUAUUGCUAUGUUACGAAAAGCUUUGCGAAAAGAUUGAAUCUACGAAGAAGUCGGAAUGUUUUGAGAGUCCAAGGCAUUGGAAAUGAAUCAGCUAAAUCGAUUGAGUCAGUUGAGGCGAGAGUUCGGCCUCGUGUGUCAGAAAUUUCUUCGUUUUCGGAAGAUAUAAGUUUCCAUGUGUUGCCUAAGAUCACGAGUAAUCUGCCCACCACCAAAGUAUCGCUUAAUGGGAUCAAGAUUCCUCAUGAUUUGGUAUUGGCGGACCCUGAAUUUUGGAACCCGGGUCCGAUAGAUAUGAUUAUUGGGGCAGAAUACUUCUGCAAUUUGUUGCGUUCAGGCAAAUGUAAAUUUUUGGACGAUGGUCCAACCCUGCAAGAAACUGAGUUUGGAUGGGUUGUUUCCGGGAGAGUUCCGGUUAGUUCCGUUGAAACUGUUGCGUAG